AGUCUAUAUUCAUUGUAAACAUGGACGCCGCCAGCGGAGCUUCUGGGAAGUCCUCGUUCUGAAUAAAGUAACUGUUUUUGUUGGUUCUUGUGAACUUUACUUUAACCAAAGUAAAAGAAUGGAUAAAAAUGUUUCAUUUAAGUCAUUUGAAGCUAUUCAGAGUGUUGACGUGGAUAAAAUAGUUUCUCUAUCAGAGGCAGAACUUAGGCCGAUUCUACCCGCUCUUGUGCGGAUGUCGCUUUGUGCUCCCCUGGACGUUAGCAAGCAAUGGAUUGAGGGAAGGAAACAGUUGCUCCGCAUACUGUCAGGCCUGGAGGUUGUAAAUUCUAUUGUUGCCCUGUUAUCGGUUGAUUUCAGUGCAUUGGAACAAGAUGCAAGAAAAGAACUGCAAAUAAGGCAAAAGCUUGGAGGAGGAGCAAAGGAAAACUUGUUAACCUCUUCGAUCCAGCAUGGUCUGGCCCUGGAGUUUGAGCGAAGUGAUGCUGCACGGAGAUUAAGACUCGUCAUCAGUGAAAUCCUUUUUAUCAUUAGUCAGAUAUACAAUGUACAUGGCAAGAUUCGAGACCCAAAUGAUUUUGUCCAACGACCUUGUGAACUUUUCGAGACAACAGUUUACCUGGAGGAAGUAUCAGAUGUACUAUGCAUUGCUCAAGCUGAACUGCCAAACUUGUUACCAAUUGUACAUGUUGCAGAGGCUCUACUGAGGGUCAAAUAUGGGUCAUUUCUUCUCUGUCAGUUAGUUGUCAAUGUACCAGACUGUUAUUAUGAAGUUUGCAAGUACUUAAUAAUGAAUGGAGAGAAGCAGGAUGAGGAUACAUUAGGGGGCAGACGACGAUGCCAUGCAUUACGAAUGCUAGCUAAUAUGAACCCUAAACAGGCACUCACCAUUAGAUCACUGACAGUAGAAGAGUGUAAAAUGGCGGGCUUAGCCGUCGCGCUUUCAUUGGAUCACGGCAAGGAGGUGACAUCUGGCAAUGGUGUUAAUGAUGUCAUCAGUUUCAUCAGUGGACUGUUGCUUAGUAGCAAUGCUUCAGUUAGGAAUUGGUUCUCAAUCUACAUCAGGAAUGCUCAAAAGUUAGUUUUUUCCCAGAAGAAAUCAAAUGCAAGCUCAUCGAUGCUGUACUCACUCAAGAAGCACCUCCUGCAAGAACUAGCAAACAUUAUCCCAUCACAAGGCUUCCAUGGUAACCUAGCUGAUGAGCAUGUUGUCAAGGCUAGCGCCCUCAUUAGACUGUACUGUGCACUUAAAGGAAUUGCAGGCAUGAAAUUUAGCACAGAGGAAAACGUACAGCUGUUAUAUUUGGUAACGUGCCACCCACAGCCAUGCGCAGCAGGUGUUAGAUUGGUAUCUCUGGCAUUGUGUAUGUUGCUAGCAUGUCCAUUCUUGCAAAGUCCAGAGGAGACUCAGGCAGUAACAAGUUGGAUCCAGUGGCUGGUAAAGGAAGGGGCAGAUUUCGAAAGUACAAGUGGUGUGCGUGCUUCCUUUAGUGAGAUGUUGUUGUUAAUGGCAAUUCACUUUCAUGCCAAUCAGCUGCAUGCUGUGGUUGACUUAGUUUGCUCAACAUUAGCAAUGAAGAUUCCUGUGAGGCCAAAUUCUUUAUCCAGGAUGAGAAUAAUGUUCACACAAGAAAUAUUCACAGAAGAGGUUGUUACAGCUCAUGCAGUUACUGUUGCUGUGACCUCUAACCUCUCAGCAGACAUUACAGGUUUUCUUCCAGUGCAUUGUGUUUAUCAGUUAUUGAAGAGCAGAGCUUUUGCAAAGUACCAAGUACAAAUCAAGGAUUGGAUUUAUAAGCAGAUAUGUGCCAGUUCAGCUCCUUUACACCCUCUUCUCCCAGGCCUAAUGGAAGUGUUUGUCAACACCAUCAUCUACCCAACUCGCUCUGCUGGAAAGUCAUUAUCAAACCAGCCUUUAUCUGAGUCUGAAAUUCUUGCAGUGUUUCAGUCAUCAAAUGUAUGGCUAGCUUCAAAAACUAGGGAGGAGGCUAAUGGAGAUAGUGCAGGCCCAGGACUAAGUGAGCAGGAGAAAGGAGACAGUGCAGGUCUAGGCCUAACUUCUCAGCUUCUAACACUUUAUUACAUCCUUCUUUAUGAGGAUUGCCUUCUAUCACAUAAGAAAGCUGCAGGUAACAUCAACAAGUACAGUUCAUAUUCGACUGAUCUGAUGACCAAGGUACCCAUUAAGUACCUGCUUCACUCUGCUCAGCAACAUCAGAAGGCCUAUUCAGGUUUGUACCCUUCCAUCUUGAGACUUGUAGCCACACACUAUCCUCAUCUCUGCCUGGUGGAGGACUGGUUAUCAGAGGAGCUUGUUGAUAGUCCUGCAGUGGUUCAUAGCCUGGUGUACCCACACAACUUGCCAGUCUGCUCUCCUCUUAGGCUACAAGAAGCUUUGAUGACCUGCACAGAAGAUCCUUCAGUAGUGUUGCAGUUAAUGGCUCGUCUUAGUCACCUACCAGCGCAUAGGCUCAUGUCGUUUGCAGAUGUCAUAGUAAAAAGUCUCCAGAGAAUUCUUGAACCAGAUGUUCCCUGUAAAGUUGUAACUAUGGUGAUGACCCUCUGGCGUCAUCUUAACACUGUGAUGCCAAGGAGAUUGAGGGUGAUGACAGUGAAUAUACUUGAAGCUAAGAACCAGUUGUCACCAUACAGUGAAGAGGAUAUAAUCUUAGAUCCACUGAUAGUGCUCAGGUGUGAUAGAAGGGUUUUUAGGUGUUGUCCGAUUCUUGAAGUCGUACUCCAGAUGUUAACAGCAUUUUUAGCAGCUUCUAGGGCGUUUCUCUUUACUCAUCUCCAAGCAAGUUCUGGUCCAUCAGUCAACAAGAAACAAGACGUGGCACCAGUGUGCACAGAGCAAGAGAAGGAGGAGCUUCGUAGUGCAUUGGUAGCAGCACAGGAGAGCACUGCUGUACAGAUUCUUUUGGAAAUCUGCCUCCCUUUUGAAGGAGAACAGUUGGAUGGGAGCAUGUUGAAUUCUGUAAGGGAGGUACAGUGUCUUGUAUGCUGUCAGUUACAUCAGAUUUUCAUAUCUGAUCCUGGUUUAGUCAAACUUGUUCAUUUCCAGGGUUAUCCUAGUGAACUGCUGCCCAUCACAGUUGCAGGCAUUCCAUCAAUGCAUAUAUGUCUUGACUUCAUUCCAGAGCUUCUAAGCCAGCCACAGAUAGAAAAACAGAGUUUUGCAGUCGAGCUUGUUUCACAUAUUUGUCAGCAGUAUGCUUUGCCAAAGUCCCUCAGCAUAGCCAGACUUUCAAUUAACGUACUACUCACUAAUUUAAUGGUAUUACCAGGGGAUGAAAGAGGCAAAUUCUUUGCACCUCUUCUGCCCUCUCUCGUCAGAAUUGCCAAAGCUUUCCCACCACUCUAUGAAGACAUCACAUCCUUCCUUAUUCAGUUGGGGCAGGUGUGUGGAGCAUCCCUAGCCACCAGCCACAGCACACAUGGACCCAUGCUACUGUCCCCAAAAUUUGAAAAGAUGUUAACACAAGAUCAACUACAUGAUGAUAGAGAAUUAAAAAAACUAACUCAACUAACUUUUAUGGACAUUCUUGACGAAGCGGUCUUGAAUAAAGGUGUCUUUUGAGUUUCACUAUUAGGAGACACAUCAGUUGCAGUAUUGCAUUUGAUCAAAUGUACUGUAUUUGUAUAUUGCGCCCUCUAUCAAAAUAUAGCAUUAUUUACCUUGUAAAUUGUUACUGACCAAAGUAAAGGUCAAGUUGUAUAUGUAUUUUGUUUAAAAUGCAAAUAUUUUUGAAAA
Anneissia japonica is the source of this 3751-nucleotide messenger RNA. Its product is annotated as integrator complex subunit 2-like. Gene Ontology annotation, biological process: snRNA 3'-end processing. Gene Ontology annotation, cellular component: integrator complex. The record is from RefSeq and is a predicted model, not a curated record. Lineage: Eukaryota; Metazoa; Echinodermata; Crinoidea; Comatulida; Comatulidae. The transcript is spliced from 21 exons. The coding region runs from base 119 to 3577 and encodes 1152 amino acids.